Molecule: messenger RNA, 1635 nt
Organism: Grosmannia clavigera kw1407
Lineage: Eukaryota; Fungi; Ascomycota; Sordariomycetes; Ophiostomatales; Ophiostomataceae
Product: ntf2 and rrm domain containing protein
Exons: 4
Coding region: 1-1635 (544 amino acids)
Biological process (GO): ribophagy; protein deubiquitination
Cellular component (GO): cytosol; ribonucleoprotein complex; Ubp3-Bre5 deubiquitination complex
Molecular function (GO): mRNA binding
Source: RefSeq, a predicted model, not a curated record
AUGUCGACAAACGGAGUUAGCCACGAGCAGUACAGUGCUACUGUUUCCAGUACCAACGAGACGAGCCAAAACUCCUCCUCCGGCGGCAACCUCUCUAAAGACGAGGUUGGCUGGUACUUUGUGGAGCAGUAUUACACCACACUGAGCAAAUCUCCUGACAAGCUUCAUCUUUUUUACGGAAAGAAGUCACAGUUCGUCUACGGGCUUGAGGCUGAGGUUUCCCCGGUCUCUGUUGGCCGCCAGGACAUCCAGGAACGUAUCCACAAGCUCGACUUCCAGGACUGCAAGGUGCGGAUCUCCAACGUCGAUGCUCAGGCAUCCUUCGACAACAUCGUCAUCCAGGUUAUCGGUGAGACUUCCAACAAAGCAGAAGAGCCCCGGAAAUUCGUCCAAACCUUUGUUCUCGCCCAGCAACCAUCCGGCUACUUUGUGCUCAACGAUAUACUGCGCUUCAUUAAGGAAGAGGAGGAGGAUACUGCUGAGGUAGCAGCCUCCGCCGAGGUUGUCGAGCCCGCAGCUGCCACUGUUGAGGCUGAGGCCGAGACAGAGCAGGAGCCUGAGGUGGAGACGGCCGAGGUGACGGUGCCGGAGCCCGAGCUUGAUGCUAUUGUCGUUGACAAGAAGCUCGAGGAAGCAAGCACGGAGGUCAAGGACUCGUCAAUUACUGAUGUCGCCACCCCUGCGGAAUCUGUUGUGAAUGUUGCCACUGCCAAUUCUACCGAAAGCGUGGCCGCACCUGCUCAGCUCCCGGACACGGAGAAGGUCGUCGAAGAAAUCGCCGAGGAAGAUGUAAAGAAGGUUGAGGCACCAAAGGAGCCCAAUUCUACCCCGGCUGCUCCCAGUGCCCCCGUUGCGGCUGCUCCUGCGGAGCCUGAGAAGCCAAAGGGACCUCCUAAGCCGAUGACAUGGGCUAGCCGUGCGGCAGCUGCAGCUGGAACAACACGGCCAGCCGUGGCCAUGCCGAAGCUGGCUUCCCCUGCGUCUAGCAUUAACAAGCCUGCGGUACCCGCUGCGGCACCCCCCGUGGCACCCGCUGCUGCGGCAGCUCCGGCGGCACCGGUUUCAAAGUCGGCCUCGGAGACCCCUGUUGCUGCCGCGGCCACCCCCGUUGCGGCUGCAGCCCCUAAAGAUAUCGGCGAGUGGCAGACGGCUGGUAGCGACUCUAGGCGGCAAAACCGCGCACAGUCGAUUUCCGGCUCUGCCCAGGACAAGGAUACGACUCUCGGAUACGUUAAGUAUGUGACGGAGAAGGUGGACGAGCCGACACUUCGCCUGCACUUGGAAUCGUUUGGACCGGUAGUGUACUUCGACAUCAACCGGCUGAAGAAUUGUGCAUUUAUCGAAUUUGCUUCGCCUGCUGGUUACCUGGCUGCUGUUGCUGCUAACCCGCACACCAUCAAUGGCGAGAACAUUGUGGUGGAGGCACGGCGUCCUAAGGCCAGCGCCUACGGCGGAGCUAACUAUAGCAACAACCGGGGAGGUGUGUCCGGUCGCGGUCGUGGCGGCUAUGAAGGCCGUGGCGGCAACCAGGGAGGUGGUCGCGGCAAUUUCUCGGGCGGUCAGAACCGCAGCCGCGGUGGUGCUAACGGUGCUGCCCGCGGCCGUGGUGCCCCUUCUCAGGUGGCCAGCGCCUAA